Pimephales promelas (fathead minnow) is the source of this 1600-nucleotide messenger RNA. The record is from RefSeq and is a predicted model, not a curated record. Lineage: Eukaryota; Metazoa; Chordata; Actinopteri; Cypriniformes; Leuciscidae.
UAAAAAGAAGAAGAAGCUAUAAGUUGUCUGCUUUUGUUGUCACGCAGAGAAAACCUACCGGAUCAUUUACUUAAGGGAUUAUUAAAUAACAUCUGAUGCAUUCAUAACUGGUGAAAGGUCUCCAGCAUGACAGAUCUGGUCCUGUGGGCGUCAGUAUCACACAGUGAUCACAGUUCACACCUGCAGUGAAGCCCCUCCCACAACAAUUCACCAAUAAAUACUGGGAAUAUUCCCAUCAUCCUACAAGAGAAGGACAAACUCCAGGAGUAGCAGCUGAAAUCUGUGUGACUGUUAAAGAUGGAGUUUAUUAAAGAGGAGAUUGAAGACAUGACUGAUCCAGAACCAUCCAGAAUAAAACAUGAAGAUACUGAGGAACAAAUAGACUGGAUGGAGAUGAAACUGGAAAAACAUGAACUGAAUGAAGCAGAGGAGGAACAGCAGAGCAUCAACGCUAAUACGCUUUACACCUGCCCUCAGUGUGGAAAGAGUUUCAGUCAAAAAGGAAACCUUAACAGACACAUGAGAAUUCACACUGGAGAGAAACCGUAUCCAUGCACUCAGUGUGGAAAGAGCUUUGCUGCUGAAUCAGGUCUCAAGUAUCAUCUACGCAUUCACUCUGGAGAAAAACCAUUCAACUGUGAUCAGUGUGGUAAAGAUUUUAAUUCAUCAUCAAAUCUAAAACAACACCUGAAAGUUCAUUCAGAUGAGAAGCCUUAUGUGUGUUCUCUCUGUGGAAAGAGUUUUUCACGACUGAUCAGUUGUAAACGGCACCAGAAAACACACGAUGAAGUGAGAGAUCAUAUGUGUUGUGACUGUGGGAAGAGCUUUACUACAUUUAGUGACCUGAAACAGCACCAAAGAAUUCAUACUGGAGAAAAACCUUUCAAGUGCUCAUACUGUGACAAGAGUUUCACUCGUUCUGAAAACCUGAAAUCACACGAGCGAGUUCAUACUGGAGAGAAGCCGUACUACUGUACUCAGUGUGGAGGGAGUUUCAAAUGUAAAACUGAUCUCGGAUAUCAUUUGCGCAUUCACUCUGGUGAAAAACCAUUUAACUGUGAUCAGUGUGGGAAAAAGUAUAUUUUAUCAUCACAUCUAAAACAACACUUGAAAGUACAUAAUGAAGUGAGAGAUCAGAAAACACACAAUGAAGUGAGAGAUCAUGUGUGUUGUGACUGUGGGAAGAGCUUCACUAGACCUGAUCAUCUGAAACAGCACCAAAGAACUCAUACUGGAGAAAAACCUUACAAGUGCUCAUGUUGUGCCAAGAGAUUCAAUCAGUCUGCACACCUGAAAUCACACGAGCGAGUUCAUAUUGGAGAGAAGCCGUACUACUGUACUCAGUGUGGGAGGGAUUUUAAACAUUUGUCAAGCCUUUCCACUCAUAUGAAGAAAUGUUGCAAUGUAUCAGUGUAAAUACAUUCAACUAAAUGUGUGAGUUUAUAGUAAACACUCAGUAUCAGUUCUGUCAGAAUGGGUUGUGUGGUAAAUGUCUUUCUUUAGAUAUAUUCAUGUAAUUUACUAAGUUUACAAUAUUGUCUUCUGAUAGUAAAUGCAGUUAUGAGAAGUAAAACAGAAUAAAAAUGUUGUCUUGAUUAAU